AUGGCUACCAACAAAGACGAGAUCAUUGACCUCGCUAUCUCUCCUAUUACCCUUGACCCUCGCCCUGCCACUCCUGGUCCUGGCAUUUUUGUCCGCAACUCUCCGGCUGCAGGCACUGCUGGUCCUCCUGCUGGUGACAAUUCCAAAGAAAAGCCAAGUCCCGAUGCCGACUCUCCUGCUCCUGAGCCCCAGCACUCUUCUGGUCAUCACCGUUUCCUGACUCCCACAGAAUGGGCCCGUGUUGCCCACGGCUUAGGUGCCAUUUGCCCUAACGACAACGGUGAAACUCAUCAGGUCGUACAUCCGACGAGUUGUCUGUGGCCACCCAAGGGGCUUCCCGAUGGUCUGUAUCGUGACAUCGUGACUCAACGCUCCAAGUACUCGAUCGGCUACACCAUUCUGAAUGCUCUACACUGGAUCUUUCUAACUCUGCAGAUUGCGGUCGGUGCCUCACUGACCGCUCUGGGAUCUUCUGGGCUUGCUAGCCCCAGCUUUGACGACGAAAAUCCCAGAGAUGCCCCUAUUACCAUUCUCGCAGCGAUCAACACAGUUGUGGCUGGUCUCCUGGCUCUGAUGCACAACAGCGGUUUGCCAGAGAGGUAUCGCAAGGAUAUGAAUGAAUUUGACAAGAUUAAGAACCAUGUCAGGGAAAUCCUCGAUACCGGAAUCGUUGGGAUGGACCAGACAGUCGACGACGUUCUAGACGAAUGCUUCACUCUCUUCCAGACCGCAAAGGAUACCGUCACGUUAAACAAGCCCGAGUCCUACAACACGCCUAACCCGGAGCCUGGCAAGCAAGGCAAUCCGUCGCCUUGA
Thermochaetoides thermophila DSM 1495 is the source of this 816-nucleotide messenger RNA. RefSeq lists its product as uncharacterized. The transcript has 2 exons. Lineage: Eukaryota; Fungi; Ascomycota; Sordariomycetes; Sordariales; Chaetomiaceae. The record is from RefSeq and is a predicted model, not a curated record. Bases 1 to 816 code for a protein of 271 amino acids.